This is a messenger RNA of Truncatella angustata, 2334 nucleotides long. RefSeq lists its product as uncharacterized. The coding region runs from base 197 to 1897 and encodes 566 amino acids. The transcript is spliced from 2 exons. The record is from RefSeq and is a predicted model, not a curated record. Lineage: Eukaryota; Fungi; Ascomycota; Sordariomycetes; Amphisphaeriales; Sporocadaceae.
GCAUCCUCGUUUCUGCCUGUUUCUCUGUCCUAAGCUCAUAAGGACGACAAAAGGCUGUCGUGCAAGCGUUUUUCUCAAAAUACUUAAAGGGUCGCUGCAUCAUCGGCUUCGACGUCUACUUGUCCCAUAUCAUCCAGCAUUACCAUUUGAUCUUUCUAUUACAACACCAAGUACUGCAUGCCCAGCAUUUGAGAACAUGGUGGAAUUCAAAUUUAUAAAUAACAACAUCAAGUCCUUUGGACAAUCUCGCAGUAAGGGGAAGACGCGAAAUCUCCAAAAAGAUCGGGAUCAAGAGCAGCGACAGGAAUUAGAAUCAAGACCGCGAAGUAUCAUGUCGCUGUUGGUGCCUGAGCAAAAUCUGGAAAGAACAAGAAAACCAGAUAGUUCGACUCCUUUGAUCACGAGCAACGUCACGAUUUCCCAGAAUACACUUGCUGCAGAUCAUUUGAAUGAGUCUAUUGAACCAAAUCAUACGUGUACCAGCGUUGGAGCAAACCAGCUCAACGGUCAUGUCCUGAUAGGCUGUCAUCACCCAAUGCAGCCGGACGAUCGUCCUCACCCCGCUGUCAUGAAUGGAUGUGAGUCUGAGGCUCGCGGGAGUCAAUCACGCGGUUACUCAAUAGCUGGUGAUAUGGACGCGAUAGUCCAAGUUGAACUUGGGCCGCCAAUGAGUACCGCCUCCCAAAAGGACUCUCAACAGUGCUCAGCAGCUCAAGGAACUCAGACAGACUUAGAAGCUGAAACUUUCAUCGCUACUUCUUCAAAUGAUGGCACGAUGAAUGGAAUAGAGAAUACCCACUUCGGACCAUCGACAUUACCUGACACAAUAUGUGCGACCUUAAAAGCGCGGGAUCUUCACACUAAACGUUUGCGUCGACAGCGGAGCAGAGAAGGCACGGAACAUUUCGACACAAUUUCACUUGAUCAAGAAAUGACAGAGUUUGAGUCAUCUGAUCCUGGGCGAGAUUUCGACCACGGAAACCAAUCACGGUCACACAUUCCCCGCGAGAGGGACUUCGCCGCAAAACAUGUACAUGCAAAUACUGGCUCGACGGAAGGAUCGGAAAACACCCGAGACACCUGUUUUCAAUCGAUCCUCAUAGGACAAGCAGACCAUUCGCGUUCAAAGACAAGAUCAUUUGUUUCACCAGACCAACCCAUCACCGAGUUCGAUCAAUGUCGUUCCGGGCCGCAAGAGUUGGCUGGUCAUCUGGAGAACAAAGGUUUUCUCCCAUGUCCUAGUUCGCAAUCGCUGCGUCAGUUGAAGUGUUGUCAGCAUUGUGGGUUUGACGCAAGACAAGUGUUAUACUUGACAGAAAAAGCCUUGCAAUUCUUCUCAUGUGAUGUUGUACCAUGGGACGAUCUCGUCAACAGAAGCGUGCCUUUAUCCGAUGGACAGAAGGCUACGGCUAUGCAGAAACUAAGUCUUUGGGCUUUGCGGGAUUAUGCUUUGGGAAUGACGGUGCCCAAGCAACGCGGAACGGAAACUCAGUCCGUGGACAGCGCAGACAGACCAACCAUGACUCAACCCGGCAGUGGCUAUAGGGGUACGGAAACGCCCAGUAUCAGUGCAUCUCUUGACGAAUCUCUCUCAAGCAAGCGAAUCGCAUGCUCAGAUGACUGGGGACUUUCUGACAUUGAGGAAGAAGACAAUUACACGCCUGCUAGUACACCACGCAACGCGACACUGAGGCAUCGUCAACGUGGCAGACCUCGGAAGGAACCUCGAAAAGGACCUCGAAAGGCUUGGUCCUCACUCGAAGAACACCGCCUAAGGGCAUACGUGAAAGAGAAGCAGGACUGGCCAGAGAUUGCAGAGAGGUUGGGUCGCAGCCAAGGCGCUGUUGAGCAGCACUGGCGUAUAAUGACCGAAAAGAGAAGGAGAAUGACAAAAUAGAACAGUCCAGAGACUGUCUAGGUUUAGCUCUAGCAUCUUUCGAGGAAUCGGAAUAGGUCUAGACUCCUAAUAGGCUCGAACUCUAUUCUCUUUUUAACCACGCUUUCGAGCGAAGCUUUAUUGACUUCAGAGUAACGAAUACAUUUCAGGACUUUAGAUUCUAUAUACAUACGAUUACUGGUCAUAAGCAGUUUUACGAUCGUAAGGAAAUAUAUAUCCACAGAAUCCAGUGAUGCAACCAAAUUUGGUUGCUGCGUAAUGUUAGAACGCAAUGUCCUCGACAACCCUAGGAGACCGGCGACUAACAUAUCGCAACCACGCGCCGCGAAAGAAGAGCAUUUAGCACAAAAGAAGAUUAUCUAUCAAUCAUGCUGAAAGAAGAAGCAGCAUAUAUUAGAAAGAAAUCCAUAAAUAUUUCAGUCGUCGGUAUCCUGGGC